Ooceraea biroi (clonal raider ant) is the source of this 1718-nucleotide messenger RNA. It is a transcript of the gene Usp39, whose product is annotated as ubiquitin specific protease 39. Gene Ontology annotation, biological process: protein deubiquitination; spliceosomal complex assembly; mRNA processing. The record is from RefSeq and is a predicted model, not a curated record. Lineage: Eukaryota; Metazoa; Arthropoda; Insecta; Hymenoptera; Formicidae. Gene Ontology annotation, molecular function: cysteine-type deubiquitinase activity; zinc ion binding.
GCUACAAUAACAAAUUUGGUCAUCCGUACUCUAAUCGUGUAACGCGAUUGGUUAUUCCCUGUUCCUGUUGCCUGUUCCUUUGCAUUGUGUAAUAGGCUUUAUGCUCGGUCUAUAGUUUCAUAUGUCUAUGGAACGGACUUGUUACGUUGGUUAUGUUUACAUGCAGGAAAUGGCGUCUGAUAAACACGAUUUUCGAGAAAAGCGAAAAUUCGCGGACGUUGGGAGCGAUUCAGACAACGAAGCGGAAAAAAAUGCAAAGCAUGUAAAAACAAAAUCGGAGGCACCACGAUUGUGUCCAUACCUAGACACGAUCAAUCGACAGUUUUUAGAUUUUGACUUUGAGAAAUUGUGUUCUGUGUCGCUAUCUAGAAUCAAUGUCUACGCUUGUCUGGUCUGUGGCAAGUACUUUCAAGGCAGAGGAACCAAUACCCAUGCUUACACGCACAGUGUUGCGGAGAGUCAUCAUGUGUUCCUUAAUUUACAUACAUUAAAGUUUUAUUGUUUACCAGAUAAUUACGAAAUAGUUGAUUCGUCGCUGGAUGACAUUAAAUACGUUCUAAAUCCGACUUUUGAUAAAAUGCAAAUAGCCCAACUGGACAAGAGUGAUAAACAAUCUAGGGCAAUUGAUGGCUCCAUGUAUUCACCAGGAAUAGUGGGAAUGAACAAUAUAAAAGCUAAUGAUUACUGCAAUGUCAUUCUACAAGCACUUUCACACGUCACACCGUUGAGAGAUUUCUUCUUAAGAGAAUCUAAUUAUUCUCACGUGAAAAGACCGCCUGGUGACUCGUCCUAUCUUUUAGUACAGAGAUUCGGAGAGCUUAUGCGCAAAUUGUGGAAUCCGCGUAACUUCAAGGCGCACGUAAGUCCUCACGAGAUGUUGCAGGCGGUGGUUUUGUGGAGUAAAAAGAGAUUUCAAUUUACAGAGCAAGGUGAUCCGGUGGAUUUUCUGUCGUGGUUUUUGAAUGCUCUACAUCUCGCGUUGAACGGUACGAAAAAGCGGGACUCGAGCAUAAUUUAUAAAACGUUUCUGGGACAUAUGCGAAUAUAUACGCGGAAAAUACCACCCUUGGAACUGGAGGAGAGCCAAAGAAGCGAGCUGCUGCACACAGUCGAGUACGGAGAGACCGUGACGGAAAGUCCGUUCUUGUACCUCACCUGCGAUCUUCCACCGCCUCCGUUAUUCAAAGAUCAAUUCACGGAAAACAUUAUUCCACAGGUGAAUCUGUACACGCUACUAAACAAAUUUAACGCCAUCAACGAAAAGGAGUACAAAACGUACAAGGAAAAUUUCAUGAAGAGGUUCGAAAUCACGGAAUUGCCACCUUAUCUCAUACUUUACAUCAAAAGAUUUACUAAAAACACAUUUUUUGUCGAAAAAAAUCCAACGAUCGUAAAUUUUCCAGUGAAAAAUGUCGACUUUGGUGAUAUCUUAACGCCCGAAGUAAAGGCCAAACAUCAGUGCACAACGUAUGAUUUAGUGGCGAAUAUAGUGCACGAUGGCGAACCUGGUCAAGGGACAUACAGGGUUCACAUUUUGCACAGAGCUACUGGCCAAUGGUACGAAUUGCAAGAUUUGCACGUCACUCAGAUUUUACCGCAAAUGAUUACUCUUACCGAAGCAUACAUACAGAUCUACGAAUUGAGGAAAGAUAUACACAUGGAAAAUGGAGAUAAUAAAAGUAAAAAAAAUAUGUGAUAUGCUUAUAUAAAACUAAAAA